AGAGGUACAAAAUGUGGUUGUUGUAAGCUGCCUCAAGAUUCUGGAGAAGAAAGUGAUAAAUAAGAUAACGAUCAAUUAGAAUAAACUCAAGUAGCUCAAUGGUUAGAAGGACUUUGCAGAGGUAUUUAUGGGCAAAGCUGACACUCUCCUCUCCUCCGGUAUCUCCUUUUUCGUUUACUAGACCCCUUGAGCCUUUCACAAAAAAUGGAGAGUUGCAACUUCACGGGGGGUUCCGUCCCAUCCUUCUGGCUUGUCGGCUUCCCCAGCCUCCAGGAUCACCAGUUCCCCCUCUUUUUCGUCUUCCUCGCCUUCUACCUGCUCAUCCUUUCCAGUAACGCCACCAUCAUCGUGGCCGUGGCCACCGACCCCAAACUCCACAAGCCCAUGUACUUUUUCCUGACCAACCUUUCCAUCUUGGACAUCCUGCUCACCACCAUCACCAUCCCCCGAAUGCUGGCCAUGUUCUUGAUCAAUGCCAAGUCGGUCUCCUCCAAGGGAUGCUUCUUGCAGAUGUACUUCUUCCACGGGCUGGCGGUGACGGAGACCUUUCUCCUGGUGGUGAUGUCCUACGACCGCUACGAGGCCAUCUGCCAUCCCUUGCACUACGCGGUCCGGAUGACCAAGCAGAAGAACCUGCAGUUGGCUGCUGGAGCUUGGCUCUGCGCGCUGCUGGUCCCCAUCCAGCCGGUUGUCCAGUCGUUUCAGCUGACCUUUCGCCAGGCGCCCAGGGUCAACCACUGCUUCUGCGACCACUUGGCGGUGGUCCAGGCCGCUUGCCAAAAUGCCUACACCACGUUCCAGAGUUUUCUGGGCUUUACCAUUUCUAUGACUGUCGCCUUUGGCCCCCUGCUGCUUGUGGUCAUCUCCUACACCUGCAUCAUGGUCUCUGUCUUGCAGAUCAGAUCCAAGGAAGGCCGCAGGAAGACUUUCUCCACUUGCUUCUCCCACCUGGUGGUGGUCAUCACAUACUACUUCUCCAUUGCUCUGGCCUUUCUCUCCUACCGUGUUCAGAUGCCCAGCGACAUCCACAUUCUGAGCGACAUGACUUUUGCCAUUUUAACGCCUUUGGUCAACCCUCUGAUUUACACUCUGAGAAACAGGGACAUCAAGAGGGCAGUGAGACAGCUGGCGUCCUCAAAAGUCUUCUCCAUGCAGAAAGAAAGGCUCCGUUUAGAGCAAGUGGGUCUCCAAGGAGACUUAAAACCGUGUUUUAAUUAAUGGGGGUUUUCUAUUAGUGGAGCCCUUUAAUUUAAAUUAGAUUUCUGCGUACCUAAUUACAUUCGCUCCAGGACUUGUUAGUCUUCUCUAACUAAGAGCUGGUAAACUCUUGUAUAUUUUGUUGAAAAGAGCCUUAAAACAUUUUUAUGUUUUAUUUUCCGCCUAUUGCACUAUAUUUGCCUGAUAAGAAAUCAUAAUUUCAGCCAGAUAUUAUUUGUGAAUCGAAAAGAGUUGUGUUACAUUUGCUGAUAAGCCUAAAUUGAAGACAAAGCCAAUAGGAUGAAGCCUACAAGCAUCUGGGCAUUUUGCAGUUAACAUCAAGCAUAGACAAAUUAAAAAUGGGAUUAAUAAUA
This is a messenger RNA of Pantherophis guttatus, 1571 nucleotides long. The record is from RefSeq and is a predicted model, not a curated record. NCBI's taxonomy places the organism in Eukaryota, Metazoa, Chordata, Lepidosauria, Squamata, Colubridae.